Messenger RNA from Prunus armeniaca (apricot), 1689 nucleotides. The record is from the annotation of a GenBank genome assembly. NCBI's taxonomy places the organism in Eukaryota, Viridiplantae, Streptophyta, Magnoliopsida, Rosales, Rosaceae.
AUGGCUGAGCAACACCACCCGCUUCGCCGUACCCAAUCUCACGAGGCUAUGGGGUCUCCAAUUCAAGGCAUGGAAUCGGUGAUCGCAACCGUGAGUGGGUACCACGGCUCGGACCGCUUCAACCUUAUCAAGCUCAUCUCUCAUGCCGGUGCGAGCUAUGUCGGUGCGCUGUCCCGAUCCACCACUCACUUGGUGUGUUGGAAGUUCGAAGGAAAGAAAUAUGAACUGGCUCACAAGUUCAAUACGAUAGUUCUCAACCAUCGGUGGAUUGAGGAUUGCAUAAAGCAUGGAAAACGAGUUCCUGAGCGUCCUUAUAUUCUGCAAUGUGGACAGGAAGUCGGACCCUUAUUGCUAGAACCUCCACCUGUUGCUAAGGUGGGUGUCUCGACUAAGAACUGGAAUGUGCUUUCUGACAAAUCAAAUGUUUGUGAUGACUCUGAACAAAUUAUCGAGUUGGGGUGUGGAGCUUCUCGCCGUUCUGUUUUGACUGAUUCAUGUCUUUUAAACGAGGAUUUGUUUCCUGAAUUUAAAGAAAACAACAGUUCUCUUAAGUCAAAGCAGAAACAUGUUAGAAGGAAUUCAAAGCAAGAACUGCGAUCAUGUAGCAGACCCUGUUUUCAAGAUCCUCCUUUAACUACAUCACUUAGAAUGGAGCUUCAAGAGUCUUCCACACAUUUGGCAAGAGCUAAAAGAAAUAUUUCCAGUGGAAAUGGAAGCAGUAUGGCUGAAACUUCACGAAAAGGAAGAAGACUUGCAAAAAGGAAUAUCGGUAGAGAUAUGAAAGAAUCAGCACUCUCAGACUCUGAUCAAGAGUGCCACCCAAUCAGAUUUCAGAAUAUGCAUAAGGAUGUUGUCACAGUCCUUUCUGACGAUUCAGGUGAAGAAAGAAAUGGUAAUAUAUUGGGAACUGAAGGAAAAACUGACAAUGGUUUGCAUAUCCGAAGACGAAUCAGAAAUCAGGGUCUGAAAGUUGUUCUGGAGGUUGAUGAGAAUCACCUAUCUCCUUCCAAGGAUCCAAAUGUAUAUGUUGAGGAUGCACCAACUUCUCUGGAGGGAACUCCACAAGACGGAUGCUUUGAAGUUGAGAAUUCGAAAGAGGAAUUCAAAAACAGGUUUGGGACUGAAGAUGCCACCAGAAUUCCUCCUUCAAUGGAGUUAUCAUGUGUAAUAUGCUGGACAGAAUUUAGUUCAACCAGAGGAAUUUUGCCAUGUGGUCAUCGGUUCUGUUAUUCAUGCAUUGAAAGCUGGGCUGGUCAUAUGGGUUCGAAGAGCAAGAAUUCAACAUGCCCUUUAUGCAAGGCUAGUUUUACAAGCAUUACCAAGGUUGAUGAUGCUGACAUGAUUGAUCAGAAAAUAUACUCCCAAACCAUUCCAUCAGCCCCAAAAAUGGACAUACCAGUUCCUACUUACCGAGGAAUACCCAAUUUUGGUGCUCAGGUAAACUUCGUUUUAAACCUCUCUUGUCCCCAUCAGGAACUGUUUGUGUUGCAUGUAGUGGUCGGGAACCUGAAGAACUUCUGGUCGCUUGCAAUCUCUGCCACAGCCAGUGCAUCCAUUCCUACUGCCUGGAUCCUCCCUUAUUUCCAUGGACGUGCAUUCACUGCAAGGAUCUCCGACUGGUCUACCUUCUCAACCAUUGAUAUACAUCGCCAAAAAACAUCAAGAAUGCCUCAAUCCUUCAUAGAGUAA